AUGGAGAGGAAUUCCGUGCAGAGUGCUGCCUUCCGGACGCAACGUGGCGCUUACACUCAAAGCAGCCACUGUAAUGCACAGGAGAAGCACAGGAGAUGCGGUUACCCGAGUGACAUCGUGCCCUCUGAAAUUCUGCCAGAGACACACAAAGUGCUCUCCAGUCCCCACUCCACACCGAGACUGUUGAUUGUUGGGAGCUCUCAAUCCUAUAAAUGCCGAGGGCAGCGGGUUUGCAACAGAGAUCAUUGCCCCUUUGCUCCGGACCAGUCCGUGUGUCGGCUCAUAGAAAAGCUCAUCUUCGGGCGGCAUCAUGAGAUCCUGCCUUUUACCUGCCAUGGCGAUUCUGUGACCGACCAUUUUAGUCGCAGCAACACAAUGAGCAGACUCCAAAAGGUGGACCUGAGGAACAGCAGCACAGUGACCGAUUUCAUCCUCGUGGGCUUUGAGCAGAGCUCCCCUUCCACUCAGGCAUUGCUCUUCACCCUCUUCUUGGCUCUCUACAGCCUCGCCAUGGCCAUGAACAGCCUCAUCAUCUUCAUCACCUGGACUGACCCCAGACUCAACAGCCCCAUGUACUUCUUCCUUGGACACCUGUCUUUCCUGGACAUCUGCUUCAUCACCACCACCAUCCCACAGAUGUUGAUCCAUCUGGUGACCAAGAACCACACCGUCUCCUUUGCCUCCUGCUUGACCCAGAUGUAUCUGGUCUUUGGUGUGGGUGUGGCCGAGUGCAUCCUCUUGGCUUUUAUGGCCUAUGACCGUUAUGUUGCAAUCUGCCACCCACUGAACUAUGCCCAGAUUAUGAGCCAUCAAGUGUGUGUCCGGCUGGUGUGUUCUUCCUGGAUCUUUGGGAUGGUCAAUGGCAUCCUUCUUGAUUACAUGACAUUUCGAGGUCCAUUCUGCAGGGAAAACCACAUAGAAAACUUUUUCUGUGAGGCCCCCAUAGUGAUUGCCCUCUCCUGUGGGGACCCUGAGUUCAGUCUGAAGGUGAUCUUUCUUGAUGCCAUUGUGGUGCUGCUCAGUCCCAUGGUGCUCAUUGUCACCUCCUACGCCCGAAUCCUGGCCUCCAUCCUCAGCAGAGCCUCCUCCUCAGGUAGAGGGAAGACACUCUCCACUUGUGCCUCCCACCUGACUGUGGUCAUCUUUUUCUACACCUCAGCCAUGUUCUCUUACAUGAAUCCCCGCAGCACCCACGGGCCUGACAAAGACAAGCCUUUCUCCCUCCUCUACACCAUCAUCACCCCCAUGUGCAACCCCAUCAUCUACAGCUUCCGCAACAAGGAAAUGAAGGGGGCCAUGGUGAGGGCUCUUGGGAGAGGCAACCUGGCUUAG
Meriones unguiculatus (Mongolian gerbil) is the source of this 1332-nucleotide messenger RNA. RefSeq names its product olfactory receptor 10AD1-like. The transcript is spliced from 4 exons. Gene Ontology annotation, biological process: G protein-coupled receptor signaling pathway. Gene Ontology annotation, cellular component: membrane. The record is from RefSeq and is a predicted model, not a curated record. Lineage: Eukaryota; Metazoa; Chordata; Mammalia; Rodentia; Muridae. The coding region runs from base 1 to 1332 and encodes 443 amino acids. Gene Ontology annotation, molecular function: olfactory receptor activity; G protein-coupled receptor activity.